CCACCUAGGUUGGCACGCGCGUGCCUGACCGCUUCCGUGCACCACGUCAGGCUCUGACCCUGCUUCAAGCCACUCCUUUUCGUCGGCUGACCCCUGGUGGUCACGUGGAGCUGCUCGCCACGCAAGUCUGGGUCCUGAGAUCCAACGGGGUCCUUGCUGCCUGGGAGCCGCUCCUAAGCUGCCUGUUCGCGCGAGAGUUCGGAGGGGCGGGUUUGGGGUCGGUCUCUGGUGUGGGACUAGUACCGCAGCGCAUCUGAGCCCUGCUCCGACAUCCACUUAGGGCUCGAGGAGCUGGCUCAGGCAGUCGCCGGGGCACCCCGCGUCUGGAACGCGCAGGAGCACCCUGGAGAAGCCUGGACAGCCCGGCUCCCCCGCAGCCAGGUGCUAGGGUCGGGAGCUAAAGUGAGAGUCCGGCUGCCUUCCAGCGCCUGGGCCACGGCGGCGGCCCUGGGAGCAGAGCCAGCCACCUCGCUACCUCCUGGCCAGAAUCAGCUACUCUUCUUGCCAGCAGCUCCUCUGUGCCUGUCGUCCUUGCUUAAUCCCAACCACCAACCCAUGGCUGCCACAUAGCCCUGUGAAUCCUGGACAGCGGACGCUUAAGUACCAACAUCUAAGGCUUCACCUGUCGACGUAGUGUCUGGGUCUAAGCCCCGAGUACUGAGCUCGCGCCCUCACCCACCGCCCCGGGGCCUCCCGGGCCUCGAGCGCCGGAACAGAGGAGCCCCUUUGUGUCCGGGCCAUUUCCUGGAAAGUAGAGCCAGAUCACACUGAGGUGGAGCAACCCCAUUGCGCUAAAGAUGAAAGGCUGGGGUUGGCUGGCCCUGCUUCUGGGGGCCCUGUUGGGAACUGCCUGGGCCAGGAGGAGCCAGGAUCUCCACUGUGGAGCUUGCAGGGCUCUGGUGGAUGAACUUGAGUGGGAAAUUGCGCAGGUGGAUCCCAAGAAGACCAUUCAGAUGGGCUCUUUCCGAAUCAAUCCAGAUGGCAGCCAGUCAGUGGUGGAGGUGCCUUAUGCUCGCUCAGAGGCCCACCUCACAGAGCUGCUAGAGGAGGUGUGCGACCGGAUGAAGGAGUACGGGGAACAGAUUGACCCUUCCACCCACCGCAAGAACUACGUACGUGUAGUGAGCCGGAAUGGAGAAUCCAAUGAACUGGACCUACAGGGCAUCCGAAUUGAUUCAGACAUCAGUGGCACCCUCAAGUUUGCGUGUGAGAGCAUUGUGGAGGAAUACGAGGAUGAACUCAUUGAAUUCUUUUCCCGAGAGGCUGACAAUGUUAAAGACAAACUUUGUAGUAAGCGAACAGAUCUAUGUGACCACGCCCUGCACAUACCGCAUGACGAGCUAUGACCCACUGGAGCUAUGACCCACUGGAGCGGCCCAGACUGGCACGCUUGAUGGAUCGCCCCCAGGAGGGGAGGAGGGUGGCAAUGCCUUUUAUAUUAUGUUUUUACUGAAAUGAACUGAAAAAAUAUGAAACCAAAA
Hippopotamus amphibius kiboko is the source of this 1481-nucleotide messenger RNA. It is a transcript of the gene CNPY2, whose product is annotated as canopy FGF signaling regulator 2. Gene Ontology annotation, cellular component: endoplasmic reticulum. Bases 798 to 1346 code for a protein of 182 amino acids. The record is from RefSeq and is a predicted model, not a curated record. Lineage: Eukaryota; Metazoa; Chordata; Mammalia; Artiodactyla; Hippopotamidae. The transcript has 7 exons.